This is a messenger RNA of Lindgomyces ingoldianus, 1672 nucleotides long. RefSeq lists its product as uncharacterized. The transcript has a single exon. NCBI's taxonomy places the organism in Eukaryota, Fungi, Ascomycota, Dothideomycetes, Pleosporales, Lindgomycetaceae. The record is from RefSeq and is a predicted model, not a curated record. Bases 67 to 1359 code for a protein of 430 amino acids.
ACCUGCCCAAAGCGAAGGCAGCCGUGCCCGCUCUGCAUGGCAACAGUAAUGCGGCAACAAAGCAAUAUGCCUGGCUUCUACACCCCCCCCCCGCCCAACAGUCGCCUAGGCUCUAGGUUAGACGUGUUUGCACCAGCGCCUCGAUUUCCAGUUGCGACUGAAACCACGGCGCGGCAGGUGAUAGACCUACAUGCUCACGGGACGCGGAAGCGAUGCCGACAGAGCAACGCUGACUACACGCUUGCGACCUCGCACUCUCAGGCUACAGAUGUGUGGGCAGACAGCUCCCUCUCUCUCUCACGCUUCUCCAACACCAGGAGUCCGCCGCCGCUUGCGAACGAUAGAUAUGAGCUUGCUGGCGGUAUGGAAGGCCCGGAUAUGUUCGCACAGCACCCCGGCGACUACGACGACUACUUCCAGCUGGAGAAGCAGCGUGAAAUGUGGUCUACGCCCACGAGUCCUCCAUCUGAACUUGUCCGGCAGCAACUCGCCGCAGUUGAUUCCUUCCAGUCUUCCCCGAACGGCACCAAACCGUGGGUCCUGAAUCAGAUCCUGAACAUCGUAGGGGGCGUUGCGGGAAAGCUGGUGCAGUUCUGCUCCGUACCAUUUCGAGGGUUUCAAGCUGGAGGAGGCCAAGCAUACGUAUUGAAUUUACAAGGACCGCUCGCAGAGAUGGGCGCUCGAGAUCCGUUCAUCAACAGCAUAACUGGUCCUGUGCACACCCCGCUACCCGGACAGUACCCGGAAGACACCUACGGCGUCGUCUCAAUAGAAUCCCUCGAGAAUGAGCGACCAAGGAUGUCCAAGCGAUUGCGCACGGGCGAGAAGUGGGUCGUGGUCGAUAAGGAUGGAGAGAUGGACUCAAGACCGGGGACUCCACGCCUAUCUGAGAGACGAGUACCAAUACACACGAGAUCCCCGUCACAAAUCCCACGGCCGAUGUCCAAGACCGCAGUGUUACAUACAACUCCCAAACGCCCAUCAUUAGUCCCUGUCUCCCGGCGCUCGACUAUGGACAGGAGAUCACUCCAGGGAGCUUCUAAAAUGCCAUCCAAGGUAUACACCACACCACGAUCCUACAGCCGACAGGGCUAUGGGUCGCCCGUCAUGUUCCAGGUAGACGAUCAAGUCAAAGGGAGCCCGCUUCCAAAAGAGAGCCAGCGACUGAUCAACAAGGUGCGGCGAGAGGAGAUGGAGGACGAUGCUCGCAUGCAUAGAAUGGGUUCUCAGAUGACCCUCAUGCUAAAGGAGGCCCGAGAAGCACUUGGCAGCAAGUUUGCUGUUGAGGACGUCGACAUGGUGCAGGGGGAGAUGGAUGAUGAGGGAUUUUCCGAGGAAUCAUCGUGGUACAAGAAGUGAAGAAGUACGUUCCAAGGUUUAGGAGAGAUCGCAUGUGCCGUUGUCAAACCAUGAAGGACUAUAUCUGCACUCCAUUUUAACGCACUAAUCUAAGCCUCCCACAGUUUCCCGUGGGUCUAUCUUUCGUGUCCAUUUGUACUUCAUUUUUGUGGUCUUCGUCAUGAUGCCACCAUUGCUCCAGCCGGCGUCAGGCGUCUCUCAGUGGGCGGAAUACCCUCUUGGCUUCUAGCAGGACAGUCUACAGGUUCCCCAGCCCACGCUAGGUACAUAAGGUAGUUCAGACGUUGCACAUCCUGGGAAGGGUGCCAGAAAU